GUUUUUUUUUCUUUUUCUUUUUUUCUUAGACCUUUUUGACUAUGGAGCAAUUUGUGACAAGCCUUGAAGAGCUUUUAACUAAGCUUGCUACAGCUCAAGACUCUGAAACUAUUCGACUUGCCACCUCUACUUUGAAUAAUCAAUUCUAUGUUUCAGCAGACUGUAUUCCUGCUCUUGUAGAAAUCAUCAGUCGCUCACCCCACCACCCUGUGCGUCAACUGGCCGCUGUAGAAUUGAGAAAACGUAUCUCCAAGAAAUGGCAAGAUAUCCCUGACGCAGCACAAGCUGCUAUCCGUGGCCAAUUGUUGCAAAUUGCCUUGAACGAACAACAUGAAAUUGUUCGUCAUUCUACUGCUCGUGUUAUUUCAUCUAUUGCUCGUAUUGAUGUUCCCGAAAACAAGUGGCCAGAAUUAUUAGGAUUUUUGAACCAAGCUUGUGCUAGUGCCACUGCUAUUCAUCGCGAAGUGGGUACUUACUGUCUUUAUACCCUUUUUGAAGUGAUUGCCGAUUUCUUUAUGGAUCAUACUGCUCCUCUUUAUGAUUUGUUUCAAAAAUCUAUUGUGGAUCCCGAAAGUAAGCGUGUCCGAGUCACGACUGUAUUGACAUUGGGUAAAUUGGCUGAAUUCAUCGAAACUGAAGAUAAGGAAAACAUUAAAUCAUUCAGAAAUAUGAUUCCUGGUAUGGUCAAUGUAUUAGAACAAUGUUUAAAAGAAAGUGACGAGGAAAGCGCUAGUGAAAUAUUCGAAGUGUUUGAUACUUUGUUGAUGUUGGAUGCACCUCUUUUGUCUAAUCAUUUAGUGGAUUUGAUUCGAUUCUUUUUGACAGUGGGCUCUAACCGUGAAUUGGAUGAUUCUCUUCGUGUAAUGGCCCUUUCUUUUUUGAUGUGGGCUGCUGUAUAUAAACAAAACAAGAUUAGAAGUUUGAAGCUUGUUGGUUUUAUUGUAGAAGGAUUGAUGCCUAUUGGUUCUGAAGAAGAUCCCGAAGAUGUAGAUGAAGAUUCUCCUUCUCGUUUGGCCUUCAAAGUAUUAAAUGCCUUAGCUACCAACAUGCCUCCUCAACAAGUGUUCCCUAUCGUGAUGCCUAUGGUAGUUGCCUAUAUGCAAAACCCUGAUCCCAACUACCGUAAGGCAGCCAUGAUGUCCUUUGCUGUCAUUAUCGAAGGUUGUGCUGAAUACAUGAGCCCUAAAUUAAACGAGCUCUUACCUCUUGUAUGUUCUGGUCUUCAAGAUCCAGAAAUCAUUGUUCGCCGUGCUGCUUGUAUGGCUCUCGGUUGUCUUGCUGAAGAAAUGCCGGCUGAAAUUUCUGAAAGCCAUCAAAUCUUGCUUCCUCUUGUCUUCAACUUGAUGAACGACACAAACCCUGAAGUUACCAAGCACGCUUGUAAUGCACUUGAUGCCAUUCUCGAAAGUUUAGGCGAUGAAGUAUUGCAAUACUUGCCCAUGUUGAUGGAGAAGCUCUUGUUUCUCUUGGACCAUGCUCCUCAAACAGAAACUAAGGCUACUGUCAUGGCUGCUAUCGGUAGCGCUGCUCAUGCUGCUGGUGAAGGGUUUGAACCUUACUUUGGUGGUGUCAUGCCUCGUAUUCGUCAUUUGAUGACAUUGACAGAAGGCACAGAUGAAACCUUGCUUCGUGGUGUAGCUACUGAUUCUGCUGGUGCUAUUGCUGAAGCUGUCGGUGCUGAUAAAUUCAGACCUUUCACUCAGGAUUUGAUGGCUCUGGCUAUUGAGCAACUCUCUUUAGACUCUCCUCGUCUUCGCGAAUGUUCUUAUGCUUUCUUCUCCAUCAUGGCUCGUGUGUUUGGUGAAGAGUUUGCUCCUUAUCUUCCUACCAUCAUGCCUUCCAUUAUUGCUUCCUGUAAGGCUGAAGAAAAGGACGAUGCUAACAUUGGUAGCGAAAUCGACCUUACCUUGGGCGAUGAUGAAGAUGACGAUAGUGGUUUCAAUUUUAAUUCUGCUAUUGCUGAUGAAAAAGAAUUUGCUGCUGAUGCACUUGGUGAAAUCUUUGAAAGCACUCAGACUCACUUUUUGCCCUAUGUUGAGCCUUCAGUUCAAGAAUUGACCGAACUCUCUUACCACCUCUUUGACGGUGUCAGAAAGGCUGUUGUUGGUAGUUUGUUUAGUUUCCUCAAGACCUUUUAUCUCAUGUCUGGUUCUGAAGAAUGGAGAGCUGGUUUGCCUGUGUCGUAUCCUGUCCAUGAAAAUGUCCAAAACAUGACAUCCAUCAUUAUUCCUACUGUCUUGACUAUGUGGAAAGAUGAAGAUGACAAGAUGGUUGUUGUUCAAAUCUGCCAAGAAUUGAUCCAGUCUCUCAAAUUGAUGGGUCCAAGCAUCAUUGCUGAACAUGUCGAAGAAAUUUCUCGAAAUAUCCUUGAUAUCUUUGAAAAAAGAUCCAUCUGUCAACAAAGCUACGAUGAUGACGACUUUGUUGAUGAAGAAGAAGAAGCCGAAUCUGAGUCUCUUUUGAUCAGUGCUGCUGGUGAUCUUGUUGCCACCAUAUGUGAGACUGUGGGUGAAGGUUAUUCUUCUUACUUUGAUGUCUUUAUGCCCUUGAUUGCUAAAUACUACAAGAAAUCAAAGACUUCUUCUGAACGCUCUAUGGCCAUUGGUUGUCUUGGUGAAUGUAUCACUGGCAUCAAGUCUGCUGUCACUCCUCAUACUGAACGGCUUCUUCAGUUAUUUAUCAAGGCAUGUGCUGAUGAAGAUCACUCUGUCAGAAGCAAUGCUGCUUAUGCUUUAGGUAUUCUUGCUGCCAAUUCUCAAAUCGAUCUUGCUUCACAGUACCCUGUGAUGUUAACUGCAUUGUAUCCUCUUUUCCAAAACCAGCCAGUGCCUAAUAUCACCGACAAUGCUACAGGUGCUGUUGCUAGAUUGAUCAUGGCUCGUCCUGAUGCUGUUCCUCUUGACCAAGUGUUGCCUGUGUUUAUCAGUGUGCUUCCACUCAAGGCUGAUUUUGCUGAAAAUGAACCUGUCUUCAAGUGUCUGUUUUCACUUGUUCGUGCUAACAAUGCUUAUAUUCAUAGUCAAAUUCCCAACUUCCUCCCUGUAUUCCAUCAUGUUUUGUCUAAUGAAGAUCAAUUAGACGAUGCCACACGCGCUGAACUUGUAGAGCUAUUACGUGCUUUAAAUACUCAAUCUCCUUCUUUGGGCAUUUCCAACAGUGAAUUAGCCCGCUUUUUGUAGAUAUAUUGCUUAGAAAUCUACUCACUUAGAC
Messenger RNA from Gilbertella persicaria, 3210 nucleotides. RefSeq names its product armadillo-type protein. The transcript is spliced from 10 exons. The record is from RefSeq and is a predicted model, not a curated record. The coding region runs from base 42 to 3179 and encodes 1045 amino acids. Gene Ontology annotation, molecular function: nuclear import signal receptor activity; small GTPase binding. Lineage: Eukaryota; Fungi; Mucoromycota; Mucoromycetes; Mucorales; Choanephoraceae. Gene Ontology annotation, cellular component: nucleus; cytoplasm. Gene Ontology annotation, biological process: protein import into nucleus.